AGACCAGAAAAUAUGCUGACUGACGCUGACGUCAUAACUGAUUGCCGGAAGUCCUACUGUAUUGGCAGUGAAAGAUGGCCGGGUUACUAAAGAAGACCACCGGCCUUGUUGGCCUCGCUGUCUCCCAGAAUCCUCAUGAGCGUCUACGAAUUCUUUAUGCAAAGAUCUUGGCAUCACUACAGACCAUGCCACAGGACGCCGCAUACAGGAAGUACACAGAGCAGCUGGUUAACGAGCGCUUAGACCAUGUGAAAACGGAGCCAGAUGUCGUGAAGCUAGAGAAGAAAAUAAACGGUGGACAGAUUGAAGAAGUCAUCUUCCAGGCGGAGUGUGAGCUGAGUCUGUCCAGGAAGAUGGCUGACUGGAAACCAUGGGAGCCACUGGUGGAGGAGGCUCCACCCAACCAGUGGAAGUGGCCCAUCUGAAAUGAGUUGUGUUGCUGUGUGUGUGAGUUCUGCUUCUAAUAAAGAAAACUCUAGAAGAAA
Molecule: messenger RNA, 485 nt
Organism: Xiphophorus hellerii (green swordtail)
Lineage: Eukaryota; Metazoa; Chordata; Actinopteri; Cyprinodontiformes; Poeciliidae
Gene: ndufa5
Product: NADH:ubiquinone oxidoreductase subunit A5
Exons: 5
Coding region: 75-425 (116 amino acids)
Biological process (GO): respiratory electron transport chain
Cellular component (GO): respiratory chain complex I
Source: RefSeq, a predicted model, not a curated record